AUGGCUGCAAGGAACCGUCUUUUUGAUGUAAAGGAGAAUGAUAAGGCAGUGCUUUGGUUAUGGAUUUCUCAUAAUGAAGUGAAUUUAAGACUGGCUGGUGAUGUAACUGAGGAUCCGGAACAUCCUAAAAUACAAUUUCCAAGUGUUGCAAAGUGUCCAGAGUGUAGACUUGUUAGAGGUGCUUGGAAUUUACCAGCAGUAUAUCAGUAUCUUCAAAAAGUUUAUGGUUCCGGAAAUAUACAAAGUGGAAGAAGAUUGGCACAGUCUGAUGUAGCAGCAAGUCCCUUCUCCAGCUUGGACAUUGGAAUGUUAAGCCUCUUGUAUAUGACGGCC
Messenger RNA from Iphiclides podalirius (scarce swallowtail), 333 nucleotides. Lineage: Eukaryota; Metazoa; Arthropoda; Insecta; Lepidoptera; Papilionidae. The record is from the annotation of a GenBank genome assembly.